Molecule: messenger RNA, 303 nt
Organism: Lindgomyces ingoldianus
Lineage: Eukaryota; Fungi; Ascomycota; Dothideomycetes; Pleosporales; Lindgomycetaceae
Exons: 1
Coding region: 1-303 (100 amino acids)
Source: RefSeq, a predicted model, not a curated record
AUGUCAUCCAAAGACCACUCCAAGCCUCCUAACACUACCCCGGACUGCGAAGAGCACAGCAAUACCAAUCCACCGCCGCCGCCAUCGCAGCCUGAGUCAAAUAGCACCCCCGGUGCUCAAGAUAUUCCAAUAAACCAAACCACCAUCCACGUGUCCGAUACAAGUUUUACCCAGGAUAAAGAUAACCUCGGAGGAGCUCCUGAUCCUAAUUACGAGGACGAUUUGGAUGCUUGGUAUGAUGGUUUGGAAGAGCCUCCAACGGGCGGUAUUCAUGACGGGCUGCUGUUUCUCAAAAUUGGAUAA